This is a messenger RNA of Aspergillus wentii DTO 134E9, 1753 nucleotides long. Its product is annotated as Zn(II)2Cys6 transcription factor domain-containing protein. The record is from RefSeq and is a predicted model, not a curated record. Gene Ontology annotation, molecular function: DNA-binding transcription factor activity, RNA polymerase II-specific; zinc ion binding. Lineage: Eukaryota; Fungi; Ascomycota; Eurotiomycetes; Eurotiales; Aspergillaceae. Gene Ontology annotation, biological process: regulation of DNA-templated transcription. The transcript has 3 exons. The coding region runs from base 115 to 1596 and encodes 493 amino acids.
CCUACAUCGAAGAUUUAGUUCGUCUUGUCCCAAGUGACGCUUAAUUUCGAUAUUUCGGCAUCCAGUUACUGCGAGUGGAAAAUCUAGAAAAUCUAUCGAGGGCUACAGUCCGCUAUGGGUAGCCCAGCCAUGCCAUCUAAGGCCUGCCAGCCUUGCCGCGUGAAGAGACGGAAGUGUGAUAAGAAAUUGCCAGGUUGCUCACAGUGCCGACGAGCCAAGGUUGUUUGCUUGGGAUAUAGAGACGAUUUUUCCUCGCGCCUGCGAGACCAGACGGUCAGCACAGCCCACAAAUUUCAAACCCUGGACAAAACUAGUGGAUCUGUCUCUCCAAUGGCGAUGUCUCCAGUCAUGAGGUCUAGGUCUGCCUCUGAUAUGCAACAUGCGCAGACAACACCUGAUGCCCUGGUUGUUCACAAACUAUCAGCGAGUCCAGAGGAUGUAGCUCUAGGCUAUUUCCUAAAUUUCUAUGCCCCUGCAACCCAAUUUGACUAUCUAUCUGAAGCGUCUACUGUGUUUCUCUGUCCAGGGCCCCUAAGAAGUGCACUGUUGGCACCAUCUCUUCUUCUACUCUCCCAAAACUUCCAAUCAACAGCACUUCAGGCUCUGGCACAAGAUAAUUAUGCCAAAGCACUAAGGCUUACAAGCUCUGUUCUUUCAGGACAAGUACUAGUCACAUGUGAUAGCACCCUUUUGGCUGUGUUACUCCUAAGCGUGUAUGAGGCUUUGGCCUUUCAGGGACGACAGGUCCCUUCUGCCUGGAGUGCUCACAUACGAGGGGCUUUUCAAUUAUUACAAAUGAGAGGAGAAACACAAUUUGACAGCUCAUUGGGCAGAAAUCUUUUUUUACAUGCAUCCUGCAAUAUCCGAAUUGAUUGCACACAGAGGGGCAUGAAAGCACCACCUGCCUUAGGCGCACUUCAGAGUAGUCUCGUUCGAAACAUGGACCCGAGGGAUCCAAAUAUUCGACUUGGGGCAUUCCUAGAUCAGUUCGCCAAUCUGCGUUCCAGAAUCUGUGACUUUCCUCCAUUGAGUCGAACCCACAAAGCACUAGAGCUAGACAAAGAGCUAGUUACCUUGCUGGACGAUCUUUGGAGGCUUGUACCAUUCAUAUCUGUCGACGUUGCGACUCUCCCGGGACAAAUUGAUACAUAUGAAGAUUGGGUUCAUCGGUACACAUCCCAGAGGAUGUUAAAGUUAUGGAACUCUGUUCGGAUAUUAAGGCUGUUUGUCAACGAGCACAUACAUCAUUAUUUGACAGCUCAGCACACGAUAGAAAAAUUCCAAACGGAAGAAUGGACCCAAGCCCGAGAAAGCGCUAUGGCAAUUAGCGCAAAAAUGAUAUCUGAUGUGCUUGCGAGUGUCCCAUUAUGCCUUGAGUCCUCUAUGAGUCCAAUGGUUUCGGCAAGAUCUCUUGUAUACCCGUUGACUGGUGUUGCAGUGUCAAAGCUCGGGUCGCCCAGAGCGAAGAGAUUUGCACACAAUAGGCUUGCCUUUAUAGGGAGUGAAUAUGGCUUGAUACAGGCAGCUGAGUCAGCUCACAUGGUUUCACAAACAAGGGAUAUGGAAGACUGGAUUCACCUUUUGCUUGUCUCUUGAACUAAUAACAAUAGAUGGUUCUACAAUUCUUUUCAUUAUUGUCAAGGACUUAAUCGAGUAAAUUUCAUACCAAAUCUAUUGUUUCUAUUCUGUUUCUAUAUUUAAAAAUCAUAUCACUAAGCCUGAAGAGUAGUAACAAAUUGAUCAAAUCCUGUGC